Molecule: messenger RNA, 1707 nt
Organism: Rotaria sp. Silwood1
Lineage: Eukaryota; Metazoa; Rotifera; Eurotatoria; Philodinida; Philodinidae
Source: the annotation of a GenBank genome assembly
AUGAGUCGUUUUCUGGACGCAAACGAAGAGCCAAGUCAAACACUACUUCCUAUUGCAGGGUAUGAGAAAGAAGAGUUGGUUUCACUUGAAGAAGCUGUUCGACCGAUCACAACCUUACUCUAUGAUCUAGAUACAAAGGUAUAUAUUGCAAAACGAAAUUCACAAAAGCCUGCAGACGGUCUUACUUGCAAUCAGUCGGCUGCUAUUAAUCUUUAUACGAUUGAAUGGGAAGAACCUCAUGAUAGUUUAUAUACUAUUCUUAAUCGAACACUUCGUUCUUCAGAAAGAAAGGCACUCAAACCCUGGUUUUCCUAUCUAAAACUUUUUCUCACCGCUUUAUAUAAAUUACCGUCUACAAAAGGCGUUAUAUGGCGCGGUAUUCGAGAUGAUGUAUACGAUCAAUACAACAUCGAUCAAGUAUGGUGGGGUGUGAGUUCAUGUACGGCAACAAUGCAAGUUAUGGAACAAUUUGUUGGUCGUUCUGGUGUGCGUACCUUGUUUACUAUUGAAUGUAUUUCAGGCAAAGCCAUUGGAGCACAUUCGUUUUACAAAAAUGAAAACGAAAUUGUUCUUAUGCCUGGUACAUAUCUUCGUGUUGUAGCCAAAUGGAGCCCCAGUGAAAACUUGUAUAUGAUUCAUUUACGUGAGGAAAAUCCACCAUGUCAAUUUAUUGCACCUCCAUUUAUCAAAGAGUCUAGUCAGACUAAUGAAACAAGUUUCAAUAAAGACUUGGAACAUUCAGAAUAUCGACCACGUUCAAUCAAUUUUGCUGGCAGAAAGCUAACUGAUACAGAUGUUGAGAAGAUUGUAAAAGACAAAACCAUUAAAAAUCAUUGUACACAAUUGAACCUAUCAGGAAAUAACUUGACAUGGUAUGGAUGUUGGGCCAUUGGUAAUUCAUUACGCACUAAUACAGCACUCAUUCAAUUAGAUCUUACAUCAAAUAAAAUAACUGAAAAAGGAAUACAAUAUUUAACUGAUGCAUUGCGAAGUAAUAAGACUCUUAUGCAAUUAGAUCUUGGUUCGAACAAAAUAACAGAGAAAGGAGGAUUAUACUUAUCUGAUGCUUUGCGAAAUAAUAGAACACUUAUUCGUCUUGAUCUUAAUAGUAAUCAAAUAGCUGACAAAGGAUUGAAAUAUAUUGCUGAUGGAUUACGAACUAAUACAAAUCUUACUGAGCUUAAUCUUUGGUGCAAUCCUCUAAUGGAUGAAGGAAUACACUAUUUAGCUAAUGUAUUGGCAGAUAGCAGGACAAUUACUAAACUAGGUCUUGAACGAAGUGAAAUCACGGAACAAGGUAUAAAACAUCUAACUUGUGCAUUAUAUAGUAAUACAAGCCUCACUCAACUUAGUCUCUGGGGCAAUCAAAUAGGAGAUAAAGGUGCACAAUAUUUGGCUGAAAGUUUGUUCAUUAACAAGACGCUCACUCAUUUAGAUCUUGGCAAGAAUGAACUUACACAUGAUGGAGCACAGAAACUAGCUGAUGCUUUACGAAGUAACAGGACACUUACUCGCUUGGAACUUGAAUGGAAUCAAAUUAAACGAGAGGGAGCAGAAUUUUUGGCCGAUGCCUUACAAUUUAACCAGAUACUUAUUCGUUUGAACGUGUCGAACAAUCAAAUUACAGAAGAAGGGCAACAGUGGCUUAUUAAUACAUUGCAAAAUAAUAUGGUGAGAAACGUUGUAUCUCAAUGUGUCCAUCUCUAA